UUUCCACAUCGAAGGCACGACUGGUAAUACCCGCAUUAUUUAUCUUGCUCGGUUUCAUUUCUAUCUGAAAAGCUCAAUCCACCGACUAUGGCUGAAAACCUCACCGACGACCAGAUCUCCGAGUUCAAGGAGGCCUUCAGUCUCUUCGACAAGGAUGGCGAUGGUUGCAUCACCACCAAGGAGCUUGGAACUGUGAUGAGAUCUCUGGGGCAGAACCCAACUGAAGCUGAGCUCCAGGACAUGAUAAAUGAGGUCGAUGCUGAUGGCAAUGGUACCAUUGAUUUCCCAGAAUUCCUCAAUCUGAUGGCCAGGAAGAUGAAGGACACUGAUUCUGAGGAGGAGCUCAAGGAAGCUUUUCGGGUUUUUGACAAGGACCAGAAUGGCUUUAUUUCUGCUGCUGAGCUUCGCCAUGUGAUGACAAAUCUUGGUGAGAAGCUGACAGACGAGGAAGUUGAUGAGAUGAUCCGCGAGGCUGAUGUGGAUGGUGAUGGGCAGAUAAACUAUGAAGAGUUUGUCAAAGUUAUGAUGGCCAAGUGAGGACCUCUCACUCAAUUCAAAAAAUAGAUAUCAUUUAAAAAAAAAGUCCAAGGGAAGAGGGCAGAUAAGUUUGAUGAGAUUUCUAUUUGCCAUUAGGACAUCGUAAUAUUUUGUCAUGUCUGUUGAGUGGUUGGCUGUUUCUUGUGGUUUUAUCCAUAGUAUCCACUUCUUGUUCUGUUUCUUGUUUCGUAGUUUGGGUUGAUAGCGCCUGCUUUUAUGUUUUUGUAUUCCUUUCUAACCGUCGUGAACCUACAAUAUUUGGCGGUAUCUCAUGUUUUUUUUUUUCUUCUUAUGGAUGUCUAAUGUUGUUUAUAGUCAGAAUUUAAGCAUUACUUAUUUCUAGUUUGAGAUCACUAUCACACACUCUGAA
Molecule: messenger RNA, 907 nt
Organism: Tripterygium wilfordii
Lineage: Eukaryota; Viridiplantae; Streptophyta; Magnoliopsida; Celastrales; Celastraceae
Product: calmodulin-7-like
Exons: 2
Coding region: 88-537 (149 amino acids)
Molecular function (GO): enzyme regulator activity; calcium ion binding
Source: RefSeq, a predicted model, not a curated record